AUGAGCGAAUAUAUUCUCAAAGUCAUCGAACAUUACAAGCAACCUAACCCUGAAGGUUUACCAGGAGUUAAAUUCCCAGAUCCCUAUUAUAUCCCUGAUAUAAGGCAGCCUUUAGGUUUCGCAACCAGCCUUGUGUUUUCGGAAACUAAACUAUAUGGUGUUAAUAAAUUUCGUAUGCCUUAUAUUAUUGCUGAUCUUGGAAAAAUGCAGUGCAGUGCCACGCUGGAAUUGGAUAACUUACAAAUUCGGGGAAAAUAUUCAUACAAUAUGUUUCUGAAUUCCCACCAAGGAAGUUUUACUGCUAAUAUAACUGGUAUUAGAAAUAUUGCUGUAGCCACGCUUGGAGUUGAAAGAGAUGGAAAAUUGAGGGCCCAAAAUAUAUCUAUUGAUAUAACAUUUAAGAAUAUCGCUGUAAAUUUUGAAAAUGCUGGUUUAUUAGCUGUCCUAUUACAAGGAGUAUUUAAUUCGAUGGGUGCUUUCCUUUAUGAUUCUAUCAAGCCGUACAUACUAAGAGACGCGCACGAAAAUGUGAGAGAGGCAAUAAAUAGCAAAAUAGACCAAUUUGUUGGAGAUAUUAAAUUCCCUAAUACAAUAUCACCGUUGGACAUGAUCAUGGUAGAUCUUAGAAAGAAAAUUAAACUAAUGAAGAUGGAUCCAUUGGAAAUUGACGAUUAUUAUACAAAUCUUAAUAUUUUUAAAAUAAGUAUUAACAACACGCGUAUAAAAGGCUUAUCAUCUUUACAUCGUAUGGGAAACAUUAGUUUUAAAAUAGAAAAUCAUACAGUAAUAGCAGAUUUUAAUAUAGGAAGUCAGGAACUAGAAGGCUCCACUCGAUGGGAGUUUUCUGGGAUUAAAGGUUUUAUCUCUGUAGCAGGUACAAAUUCAUUUUCAAUUCAACAUAUAAAAGUAAAAUUUAAACUCGUACAGGCAUUAGAUACCAGAAAACGAAUGGAAUUGAAAGAUUUAGAAGUUGAGGUGGGAAAUAUACAACUGCGUUCAGAUGGGGCGGGAACAAUGGAUUAUUUGCUCGAACUCACAGCCAAUAUAUUACCAAAUUUAUUAAGAUAUCAAAUAUUACGUACUUUACAGAAUCCAUUAAGAUGGAAAUUACAACAAGAGCUAAACGAGAUCAAUAUUGAAGAAGAAAUUAUAAAUAAAUUACCAGAAAUAGAUAAAAUGCAGGAGAUUGGAUUUAAGCUUUCUGAAUUUAGAUUUUUAAAUUACACAGAUGAACCGUGCUAUGAUGAGGAUGAUUUUUUUAAUUUU
Molecule: messenger RNA, 1266 nt
Organism: Brenthis ino (lesser marbled fritillary)
Lineage: Eukaryota; Metazoa; Arthropoda; Insecta; Lepidoptera; Nymphalidae
Source: the annotation of a GenBank genome assembly